Salvelinus namaycush (lake trout) is the source of this 2596-nucleotide messenger RNA. RefSeq names its product basic immunoglobulin-like variable motif-containing protein. Gene Ontology annotation, cellular component: nucleus. The coding region runs from base 391 to 1965 and encodes 524 amino acids. The transcript is spliced from 10 exons. Gene Ontology annotation, molecular function: DNA endonuclease activity; single-stranded DNA binding. Lineage: Eukaryota; Metazoa; Chordata; Actinopteri; Salmoniformes; Salmonidae. Gene Ontology annotation, biological process: nucleotide-excision repair. The record is from RefSeq and is a predicted model, not a curated record.
CUAAUUUGUGUAUAUGAGGAAUAAAUAGGAUCAGUAAUGUGAAAUCCCUAUAAGGUGAACAAUUUUAAACUUCCAGCUUUUAUUUUAUUUAGCAAAGCGUUAAUUUAGAACUGUCUGUGAGAAAAUCUUGUGGAAGAUUACGGUUGAGCACCCCCUAGUUACGUAAUGGGUUAGUUUAUCAUUACUGUACAGCGGAAGGAGGAGGACGUCAAUAUACAACAGCGUAUUUAUCCCAACAGGAGAAAUCCAUACUAUGUGGCUACCUAGUUAACUACCAAGUUAAAAAUCCACGACACAAUGCAAGCAUAGAUGACAACCCACCCCUCUAAACAGACCAACCACUUCAACUUUUAAACAAUUUUCUCAUCCAACAUCCCAGUCCUCUCUUCAAUGCCUAACAGUGGGGAUAGUUCAGGACCUAAUGUAUCUGGGAGUCAGCCAGGCGACCAGGCUACGCCCUUGUCCCAGCGACCCCCGCCCCCGGACAGAGAGGAUGAGCAACGCGGCCUGCUGACCACUCUCACUCGAGACUCCCUGAGGACCCGGAGAGCCUCCAGCGCUGAGAUCCAGCUCCCAUGGACCUGCCCCGUCACUCACUCCAGAGAGAAGUUCUACACGGUCUGCUCAGACUACGCCCUCCUCAACCAGGCUGCCUCUCUCUACCGGCUCCCCAGCACCCCCAGGGAGGUGGCCCACAGCAAGCAGGAUGGCAGCGGGGCCCCAUUAGUGAAGUCCAACACUGUGGACCUGUCUCAGGGUCAGGGGCAGCAUGCAGGUGUAGAGGAGGCCUCAGACGAAGACUUUGAUAUGGAGGGAGUGUCUUGCAGCAACACCAAGCCUAUCCUGGCUUGGGAGAUUGAUACCACUAACUUUGACGCUGUGCUAAUUCGAAAGCCCAGGACAAGCAACAUAAAGAGAGUCGGUACUAAGAAGAUGAAGUCUUCAGGGGGCAGUAGGAACCUGCAGGACCUUCCUCUCCACGCCUCGCAGGAUGAGAUCAAACAGAGAAAAGUCCUGGACCUCAGGAGAUGGUACUGUAUCAGCCGUCCCCAGUACAAGACGUCAUGUGGGAUAUCUUCAUUAGUUUCCUGCUGGAACUUUCUGUACAGCACACUAGGAGCAGGGAGUCUCCCACCCAUCUCCCAAGAGGGGGCUCUUCAGAUCCUAGGCUUCCAGCCUCCUUUUGAGGAGAUCAAGUUUGGUCCCUUUACAGGCAACGCUACCCUGAUGAGAUGGUUCAGGCAAAUCAAUGACAAUUUCCGUGUCCGAGGAUGUUCCUAUAUUCUGUACAAACCCCACGGGAAACACAAGACAGCAGGAGAGACUGCUGAGGGGGCGUUGUUGAAGUUGACCCAGGGCUUAAGAGAUGAAACCAUGGCCUACAUUUACCACUGUCAGAACCACUACUUCUGUCCUGUGGGCUUCGAGGCCACACCUUUCAAAGCAGCCAAAGCCUACAGGGGUACAUUACCAACUAAUGAACUGGAACACUGGAUUCUGAUUGGUGAACCAAGCAGGAAACACCCUGCUAUUCACUGUAAAAAGUGGGCUGAUAUCGCCACAGAUCUCAACACACAAAAUCCAGAAUACCUUGAUAUUCGUCACACGGAGAGGGGAAUUCAGUGCCGCAAAACCAAAAAGGUGGGUGGGAAUCUUCACUGCAUCAUGGCCUUCCAGAGGGUCAACUGGCAGAAGCUAGGCCCCUGGGCCCUCAACCUGGAGAACCUGAGGCAUGACCUCCACCAUCAGGGGUCUGAGAGGGCCCAGGGGGGCUUAGCAGAGGUCCAGGAGGACAGGGAGAAGACCUCAGGAAAACACCAGGCUUUGGCCCGGCUAGGCCGCUCCAACAGCACAGGUACCAGUAACCAGAAGGACGUAGCUUGGAAACACCUGUCUAACACCACAGAGUACAGACACAGGAGCUCACCUGAGAGCGACGUCGAAGAAGAUGCCACAGAUGACUGAGACUCAAUGAGAAGGCUGUGAAGUUAGUGCUGCUAAAAUAUACUGGUUAGUAUCUCAAACGUUCUCAUAGUUUUUCACCAAAAAAGAGAGCCGAAGUGUUAUUUUACCCCGUCUAGCGUCAUCCAGAUUCCAUCAAGGAUUUUGCUUGAUUAUUGUAAUGAAAAGUUAGUACAACAUACAAGUCGAUACACUUUAGUGUGAAAGCUACGUUUAAUCGUCUAGCAAUGUAUAGAGGACUGCUGCUAUUAAUCAGAAUGUCUGAUAACAUUGCAUUUAAAAGCCAUUUAAGAAAUAGGAGAAUAAGAAUACAAAUCAAUUUAUUAUACGCUUUAAAGUGAGUGUGUUAGUUUGCGAAUGUGACUGAAAUCCAGUGACUCUUGUAAGCCAAGUUUUUCUCAACUCCACGAUGCACAUCACAUCAACGGAGUUGAGCGGAGACAACUGUGGGCAGACUGUACCUCCAACGAGUCGCUGUCAGUCGAUAAACCCUUACCGUGUACCUAUGUUUGUCCUCUGUAGCCGCCUUUUUAAAUUCCUUACCGUGUACCUAUGUUUGUUUAACUUCUUAUGGCUGCAAUCCCGCUAACGGGAUCGAUAUGACAACAGCCAGUGAAAGUGCAGGGCGCCAAAU